AUGGCGGCGGAAAAAUCGAGGAUUGACCGACCAUUUGCUUGUGUUGGGAAAACGAGAAAGUGGAAAGCGGUUUUUCAAGUACGUCGUCAAUCCGGAAAAAACGAACAUUGGUACGUUUGCGUAAUUCAAUUGUUCGUGUUCAUGUAUUAUUUCGUGAUCAAAAUCCAAAAGCUUCCGGACAGUCUAAACCAUCAAUACAGCCACCGUACACCUGUUGAGUGCACCCUAACCACUAGAGAAGGUCGUAGGUAUAUCGUGACAUUGAGAGGAAAUCGUUUUCGCGUGUUUUUUGAUGAAGGAUGGCGAGACUUUGUGCAUGGUGAGGACAUUAUGGUUGACAACUGUUUGUGGUUCAACCGCACGUCCUUUACGGAUUUCAUAGUGACAGUGCACGGGGAGGACCAGGUGGAGCGGGAUCUUCGCUACCGGUAUACACUAGAAAUAAAGAAAAGCCACGUGGAACGUGCGCGUUUGCCGAUUCCUAUUAAUUUUUGGCGAGAUUAUAUUCUUACCGACCCCACGGACACUUUCAGAGCAAUUUUGGAGUUUGAGGGGCGUACGUAUGAAUUACAAAUCGAUGCCGAGGAUUUUGUGGACGCUACGCAAAUGGUUGAAGGCGAUACAUGGCAAUUCACAUUAACCCCGUAUUUUUGUGUGCGUUUCGAGGUUGGUCAAAAAAGAUGUUGGAGAGGGAGAAAGUGGAUAGGUGGCUUAAAACAUGAGGGGAGUUUUCUUUGGGAUGACGACAGUAAUUGGUAUUUUUCUUCAAGGGGAAGUGCUCAAACAUAUUGUAAUACGCAAUCCACUGCAGAAGGGUUUUCAAAUAAAUGGCUUCCACCAGUUGAGGAGUCUUUUUGUUCAAUCCUUCUACAUUACAUCCAGUCAGAAGGGUUGAACUCCGAAUUUGACAUUUUAAUGGCGUUUGAUAGAAUAUACCGAAGUGUUUUCGACAUACACGCGAAGACCGUCUAUCUUCACGAGGAUGAUCGUGAGGAAGCACUUGAGGUUUGGGCAUUAGCAAACCAUUAUUGUAGCAACAAUCCUGAGCCUCUGUGGGAAACCUUGAAGAUAAUUUUCGAGCCACUAGGGAUUGACCCAUAUCCUGGUGAAAUGAGGGCGAGAGAUGAACGUAACCUUCGCAAACUUGACCAAGUUAUUCGCGAGUACUGGGCCGAAGAAAGACGUAUGGCAGCACAACGAAGAAGGAGAGGAAAUUGAGAUUCUUGUCGCAUAUGUACUUCUAAGAAUAAGGACUUUUCUUGCAUUGUCGAACAUUUGUAAUCUUCAUGGGUGUAUGUAC
Striga asiatica is the source of this 1300-nucleotide messenger RNA. The record is from the annotation of a GenBank genome assembly. Lineage: Eukaryota; Viridiplantae; Streptophyta; Magnoliopsida; Lamiales; Orobanchaceae.